GUGUUCCGGUGGAAGACAAGAUUAAUAUGUUUAUCAACAGUUUUGGCUCCAUCCAGGAAACCAACAUGGACUACCGUGUGAACAUCUUCCUGCGUCAGCGGUGGAACGACCCGAGGCUGAAGCUCCCGGCAGACUUCAAAGGAGAAGCGCUGACGGUGGACCCCAAGAUAUUCCAGUGUCUAUGGAAACCAGACCUGUUCUUCGCCAACGAGAAACAUGCCAACUUCCAUGACGUCACGCAAGACAACAUCCUGCUAUUUAUCUUCAGGAAUGGAGACAUUCUCAUCAGCAUGAGGUUGUCAGUGUUGUCCUGCCCUCUGGACCUCACUCUGUUCCCCAUGGACACACAGCUCUGCAAGAUGCAACUGGAGAGCUUUGGCUACACCACCAGUGAUCUGGUCUUCAUGUGGAUGACGGACCCAGUCCAGAUGGAUGAAAUCGCUCUUCCUCAGUUUGACAUUAAACAGCAAGAGAUACAGUACGGAAACUGCACCAAAUUCUAUCAAGGAACAGGUUACUACACUUGUGUGGAGGUGAUCUUUACAUUAAGGAGACAGGUGGGCUUCUAUAUGAUGGGAGUCUACGCCCCCACCCUUCUCAUCGUGGUUCUCUCCUGGCUGUCCUUCUGGAUCAACCCUGACGCCAGCGCUGCCAGGGUUCCUCUGGGUAUCCUGUCUGUCCUGUCCCUGUCCAGUGAGUCCAUGUCUCUGGCGUCAGCGCUUCCUAAAGUCUCCUAUGUGAAGGCGAUAGACAUCUGGCUCAUCGCAUGUCUACUGUUCGGCUUCGCUUCACUGGUGGAGUACGCAGUGGUGCAG
Molecule: messenger RNA, 815 nt
Organism: Oncorhynchus keta (chum salmon)
Lineage: Eukaryota; Metazoa; Chordata; Actinopteri; Salmoniformes; Salmonidae
Product: glycine receptor subunit beta-like
Exons: 6
Biological process (GO): chloride transmembrane transport; regulation of membrane potential; chemical synaptic transmission
Cellular component (GO): synapse; membrane; neuron projection
Molecular function (GO): chloride channel activity; extracellular ligand-gated monoatomic ion channel activity; neurotransmitter receptor activity
Source: RefSeq, a predicted model, not a curated record